AUGAUGGGCAGAGUGCGGAACUCCAUCGAGCGGUCGGGGUGCCAGCCAGCGGACCUCUUCACGAAGAUGGACACCGACGGCAACGGGAAACUGUCGGUGAAAGAGCUUGCGGACGUGCUGUGCAAAAUGGAGCCGGACCUCAAGAGCGCGGACCUCCAGGAGGUCUUCGGAAGGUUCGACGUCAACGGUGACGGAGAGGUGGAGUUGCACGAGUUCCUCCAGGCGCUGCAGAACCCCAACUCUCAGGCCAGCAGCGACCGCGCCAAGAGCGUGGUUACCAGGGUCGCCGCCGCCGUGGGCCGCACGGGCUGCUCGUCGGAGGAGCUGUUCAGGAAACUGGACGCCGACGGCGACGGCAAGCUCUCGGUGCUGGAGCUGGGGAAGAUGCUGUGCGGCCUGCAGCCGGACCUCUCCUUUGCGGAGGUGCACGCGAUCUUCGGCCGCUUCGACCGGGACGGCAGCGGCGAGGUGGAGCUGCACGAGUUCGCGGCCCUGCUCCGGAGCGCGGAGGAGGCGGACGGCGCCGCGGACGUCUCCCGGAAGAGCUCGAGGUUGGCGCGGCUGCAGCGGCACACCGGCGCCAAGGCGGCCGAUCGGGAGGACGCCCCGCCCCCGCUCCAGCAGGAGCGGCGGCGGGAACCGCCGCAGCCCGUCGUGGUGCGGGCCCCGUUCGGCGCACAGGAGUACGCCGCCGUGCCGUUCCAGAACCCCUGCGACCAGGACGAGACGUUCGACAUCACGAUCCUGGAGGGGGCCGGUCCUGUCAUCACCAAGGACAGACGUCGCAGGCACGGGCGGCGCAGCCCGGCGCCCCGGCCGAGGACCUCGGACGGGGUCAUCCCGAUGCAGCCCGCGUGCAGCCUGAGGCUCGUGGACGACCCGAACCGCUGGUCGUGGCUGGUGCUGCGGCGGGGCUUCCGCGCGCCGCCGGCCGGCAACUUCAUGGCCCUCUUCUCCGUCGACGCCGGAGGGCGCCACGGCAAGUUCUCGCUGCCGCGGGGUGCCUCGAUCGAGCUGCCCUUGCGGUGCCUCUCCCUGGAGGGCAUGGUGGGCGGCCGCUGCCUGGGCGGGCAGGCCGCCGCGGAGCGGGUCCUCUCCGAGGUGGAGCAGGCAGGCGCCUCGCGGGCGAGGGCCUUCCUGGUGCGCAUCGGCCGCGGUGGGCGCGUUGAGCGCGAGGUGCAGGUGGUGGUCGAGCCGUGGCCCGCCCCCGUGGACUGCACCCUCCGCUGGUUCGGGGCCUGCGGGGCAGGCGGGGAGCGGCGCGUGCCGGCCGACCUCCUGCGGGCGGGCAUGGGCCCGCCGCGGCCCGGCGUCGCCCCGCCGGGCGCCGUGUACUGCAGCGACGCAGGCGUGGGCGUGAGGUGGGUCAGCGGGAGCCUGGCGCUGCAGGCGCCCUUCCCGACGGCCCCGUCGGCCUGCCCGCGCACCUUCUUCCUGGCCCUCUACGGAGACGGGCUCCGCCCGUUCGAGGACGCGCCGUCUGCGGUGAUCGCGGUGGAGGCCUUCGGCCUCUUUGCCGAGCGCGUGCGGGCGACCGUCGGCCUCCGCUCCGAGGUGGCUCUGCGGGUGCCCGCCAGCGCCAUCUUCGCCAGCGCCCACGGGCAGCUGGCCGCCCUGCCCCUCGCGUGCUCCGCGGCGCCCUCCCUGGCAGAGCCGCUGCGGCCCGCGGUCCUGGAGCCCGGCGGCGGCGUGAGCCUGCAGGUCGCGCUCACGCCGGCGCGCCCCGGGCUGCGGCGCUGCCUGCUGAGCCUGGCGACCCGGGGCGCCCCUGGGCCCGUGGCCGCGGCGCGACACCAGGCCGAGCCGCCUCCCUGGCAGCUGCUGGCCGCGAUCGUGCUGGAGGCGGAGGUGGAGGCCCCCGCCGUUCAGUCGGCGCACGAGGUGGUGCUCCCGAGGCCCGGCGCCGAGUUCCGGCGCGAGCUGGAGUUCUGGAGCCCGGGCGCGGAGGAGAGGCUCUUCCGCGUGAGGUCCUCCGAUCCGGACGCCUGCCGCCUGCUCACCCCGGAGGUCCUCCUCCCGGGCUCCAAGGCCAGCCGCGUGGAGCUGCAGUGCGGCCCGCUGGAGGCCGGCUGCUCGGCGGACGUGUACAUCUUCUUCGACGCCGAGGGCGGCGCGGUGCCACGCCAAGUGCGGCUGCUCCGGCUCUCUUGCGCGGAGGCCGAGCCCGGCUGA
Prorocentrum cordatum is the source of this 2172-nucleotide messenger RNA. The record is from the annotation of a GenBank genome assembly. Lineage: Eukaryota; Dinophyceae; Prorocentrales; Prorocentraceae.